Molecule: messenger RNA, 1191 nt
Organism: Racocetra fulgida
Lineage: Eukaryota; Fungi; Glomeromycota; Glomeromycetes; Diversisporales; Gigasporaceae
Source: the annotation of a GenBank genome assembly
AUGAGUAACGAAGGUGAAUCCUUACAAGCAUCAAAGUUUGAAGAUGAAGAGGAAAAAAUUGAAAUGGAUCCUAAACCAACUAAACCACACAAUGGCAAGAAAAUAGAACAAUUAUUGUUAUCACCUGAUAGAAAGUAUGCAGUGACAGUAAGCGAAGAUUAUGAUUCAAUGUGCGGAUGGCAACUUAACAAAGAUCAACCUGCAGAACCAACAGAAGACGAAUCAUAUCAACCCAUACUCUUUGAGUUUGUUGAUUCCAUCGAUUUUAAAGAAGCACAUAAAGUAUAUUUCGAAUCAAAAUAUCCAACGGUAUAUGCAGUUUCAAAUAAUAAAUCUGUUGUAAUAGAAGACCGUAAAAGAUUUCGGAAUUUAGAAUUGAUUGAAUUUAUUUCAACUGAUGAAGCAGAAUGGUUACUCUUAUUUUAUCGCGAUACAUUUGAUGUACGAGAUCCUUACAAUCUUCAACAUAAUGUCAUCAACGAUAAACCGAUUUCAAGACUAUAUACAGAACUUUUAAGUGAAAAAGCUUUGACAAAAUUAGAUAUUUCGAAUGUACAAAUUAAAUCAUUGAUGAACGAAAGAAUAUAUUGCAUAUCAGAUGGAUGCUUAUGGGCUCAAGAGGUUUCUAAAAACCAAUGGAUCAAAUACUUACAAGAAAAAUUACAAGAUUUUGAUAAAAUAAGAGUUCUACCUAACAAACAUCAAAUAGAGGAAAUUCUAAAAAAGCUUAUAAAUAAAAAUAAAGAUAAUGAGUCUAUUAGGCUUAAAAAUUUAUUGGAUAAAAUACAAAAUGGUAAAACUUUAUUGCCAGCACCGGACUUAGAUUUUUUUAUUUAUUAUGAACAAUCAAAUCAUUUUUUAUCUGAAGGUAAUAAGAGUAUUUCUUUUAAAGACAUUUUAGAUGAAUUAUUGAAUGAUUAUAUUGAAGAUAAUACAUUAAUGAAAUUAUAUGGACAAGAACUUCUAAAGUUUACUAAGAUACAAAAUGAUAAAUGGGAUGAUGAUACUAUUGAAGCACCAUUUCUUCCUAAUUCGCUAUUAAAAAUGCUUGGUAAAGCUGAAUUGACGCCAGAACCUAAAGCUGAAUUGACGCCAAAACUAGUUGUUGAAAAAGAAGUAUUUCAAAAAUUAGAGGAAAGUGAAAAAUUAAUUCAGGAAUUAAAAAAUAUUUUUGAAAUAAAGAUUGAAUAA